This is a messenger RNA of Triticum turgidum subsp. durum (durum wheat), 1323 nucleotides long. NCBI's taxonomy places the organism in Eukaryota, Viridiplantae, Streptophyta, Magnoliopsida, Poales, Poaceae. The record is from the annotation of a GenBank genome assembly.
AUGACCCGACCUGUUGCUGUGGAAGAUGUAAAGAGAGAAGUUAAGAUUCUUAAAGCCCUUAAAGGCCAUGAGAACAUUGUUCACUUCGACAAUGCAUUCGAGGACGAUUCAUAUGUGUAUAUUGUGAUGGAACUUUGUGAAGGUGGUGAACUAUUGGACCGGAUUUUGGCAAAAAAAAACAGCCGCUAUAGUGAGAAAGAUGCUGCUGUGGUGGUGCGGCAGAUGCUCAAAGUGGCUGCUGAGUGUCAUCUGCGUGGGUUAGUCCACCGAGAUAUGAAGCCUGAGAACUUCCUUUUCAAAUCAACCAAGGAGGAUUCGCCUCUGAAGGCAACAGAUUUUGGUUUGUCAGACUUCAUAAAACCAGGGAAGAAGUUCCGUGAUAUAGUUGGCAGUGCCUAUUAUGUUGCACCAGAAGUAUUAAAACGUCGAUCUGGACCUGAGUCCGAUGUUUGGAGCAUAGGAGUUAUAACUUACAUUUUGCUCUGUGGGAGGCGCCCUUUUUGGGAUAAAACAGAGGAUGGUAUAUUCAAGGAGGUUCUAAGAAACAAGCCUGAUUUUCGUAAGAGGCCUUGGCCAAGCAUCAGUUCAAGUGCUAAAGAUUUUGUUAAAAAAAUACUGGUGAAGAACCCAAGGGCGAGAUUGACAGCAGCUCAAGCUCUCUCACAUCCAUGGGUGAGAGAAGGAGGAGAUGCAUCUGAGAUCCCUGUCGAUAUAUCUGUGUUGUACAACAUGCGCCAAUUUGUCAAGUACAGCCGUUUUAAGCAAUUUGCGCUGCGGGCCUUAGCAAGUACAGUCAAUGAGGAAGAGCUAGCGGAUCUAAAGGACCAAUUCGAUGCUAUUGAUGUUGAUAAAAGUGGAUCAAUUAGCAUUGAAGAAAUGCGGCAUGCCCUUGCGAAGGAUCUUCCUUGGAGAUUGAAGGGCCCUCGUGUUCUCGAGAUCAUUCAAGCGAUCGACAGCAACACGGAUGGCCUUGUCGACUUCAAAGAGUUUGUUGCAGCAACUCUCCACAUACAUCAGAUGGCUGAGCUGGACUCUGAAAGGUGGGGCCUGCGCUGCCAAGCUGCUUUCAGCAAAUUCGAUCUGGAUGGUGAUGGAUACAUCACCCCCGAUGAACUUAGAAUGGUAAGUUCUGAUUCCCAUUGUGUCCAUGUUGGUUCUUCGAUUCACACAUCAUGUCACAUAAUCCUUUUUUGCGCUUUUUUGCUCAUGAAUGGUGAGUUGGCUCGACUUAAUCUGGAUGAGACGGUCCAUAUUGUGCUUUGCUUCCAACUAUCUGGUUCUUCAUAUUCAGUGAAUGAAGUAAUUCCUCGAGUUUGCGCAUAG